GGCGUAUUCCCCAUCCGGACAGGGUUCGAAACCCACCUCUUGCAAAAAAAACUUAGUAGGAGAGUUUCUAUGUCUUCACUCUCCCAAAAAUGUUGGUUACGCACGCGCCACCCCGCUGGAUAAAACCUCUUGUAUUGGAUGGCAUUCUUUCUUCGUUAUCUCCACGCAUUGUGUCUCACCGACAAACUCCGGCAAUCAAACUUCUCAACUCCCACUAUUGCCGGAACUCGUGCCGUACAAUUGCUAUGGCAGCACCCAAAGUCGAUUCAUCGGGCGAGUCAUUGCCGGAACACGCCGCCGGGAAGUGGUACUCAGUUCCAGAUCUCCUUGGUAAAGAAGAUCAACCACUGCCAUACCUCCUGUUUCUGCAAGGUGGACCGGGUUUUGAAUCCCCGAGACCAACUGAAGGCAGUGGAUGGAUACUUAAAGCUUGUGAGGAGUUUCGUGUUAUAUUAAUGGAUCAGAGAGGAACAGGAUUAUCAAUUCCGCUGACAACAUCAUCUAUGCUGCAAUUUACUUCUGCCCGGGAUUUGGCUGAUCACUUGAAACAUUUUCGUGCUGACAGUAUAGUCAAUGCUGCUGAGUUUAUCCGCGUUCGACUUGUUCCUGGUUCAGGACCUUGGACAGUUUUGGGCCAGAGCUAUGGAGGUUUUUGUGCAGUCACCUAUUUGAGUUUUGCACCACAAGGAUUGAAACAAGUGCUUCUGACUGGAGGAAUACCUCCAAUUGGAGAUGGAUGCACUGCAGAUACUGUUUAUGGAGCUUGCUUUGAGCAGGUUGCUCGUCAGAAUGAAAAAUACUACAAGAGGUAUCCUCAGGAUAUUGAAGUUGUUCGUGAAGUUGUAAACUAUUUGGCAGAAUCUGAAGGGGGUGGGGUUCCUCUUUCAUCUGGGGCCAUCUUGACCCCAAGGGGGCUGCAACUUCUUGGUCUUUCCGGUUUAGGAUCUAGUCCAGGUUUUGAACGCCUUCAUUAUCUGGUCUGGGAUCCUGCAAUAGUCCCAGGAGCACCUAAGAAGAUUAGUUUCUACUUCUUGAAUGCUAUAAGUUUGACAAUUGAUUGGGUUUUGAUUCAAACCCACUCUAUGCUCUUAUCCACGAGUCAAUUUACUGGUGCUUCAUCUCGGUGGUCUGCUCAACGAUUGAGGGCUAAACAUGAGAACAAAUUUGAUGCAAUCAAGGCUGAAGGUGAAGGACGCCCUGUACUUUGUACAGGGGAGAUCUCUGAGAAAGCCACUAGCCUUCUGAACAAACCUUCUGCAGUAGCACCACGACAAGUGCCUGAGUGUCUAAGAGUAAAUAUACAACCAAGUGAUGAACUGGUUAUGGCAGCCAAUGCCAUACCACUCAGUGACAUGGCCCAGAGUAACAGGAGUGGUGAGUGCACAGAGCAAAAUGAGAAAGAAAAAGCUAGAAACUGGGACGUUAUAAAACGAAAUGAAGCUAGCAGAACAAUGAGAAAUACCCAAAUAGAACUUGGCCUUACAGUAAAUUGAGGUUACCUGCAAACUCAAGUGCUUGACCUUAUUGAAACAGUUUUGGGUAUUAAACAAAUGGAACUUUCAUUAAAUUUAGGCUUUUUUACACUUCUGACAUUGUUUAAAUUUUCUUAAUGAAACAAUUUAUAUUCU
Messenger RNA from Rubroshorea leprosula, 1628 nucleotides. The record is from the annotation of a GenBank genome assembly. Lineage: Eukaryota; Viridiplantae; Streptophyta; Magnoliopsida; Malvales; Dipterocarpaceae.